Molecule: messenger RNA, 24085 nt
Organism: Xyrichtys novacula (pearly razorfish)
Lineage: Eukaryota; Metazoa; Chordata; Actinopteri; Labriformes; Labridae
Source: the annotation of a GenBank genome assembly
GUAGAAACAGGAAGUGAUUUUUUUGUCAGAGGCGUCGAUUAUUUUUUUUAUGAUUACAACAGAGUGUACAGACAUUUGUCAUGACAUUUCUAAAAUGAUUUAAAAAAAAGUCGGACUGAAUCUUGAAUUAAAUGGCACCUAUGGUAAGUUUGAAUUUGAAAUUUAAUUUUUAAACCAGCUUUUCCGACUGAUAGUUUUUAGGGCGUUCAGCUGUCAGAUAAUUAGUUAACAUAAGUUUUAAACAGCCCAAUCUGUUUAAAAAGGGCGAUUUAGUCUAUAAAAACAGCCAUAAAAGAAGAAAUGAUAUACUUUUCUAUAUGUAAGAGACAACAAGACUAUCCUCUGACACUGGAUUUACAUUAUUAAUCAUAUCAGUCAAUCGAUAUUUUCUCAUGGCUAAAGCAUUUUGUCUACAGUGGUAUCUGCUGAUAAAAGACACCUCUGAGAUUUAUCUUCCUGAGACAGUAUUUAAGGAGGUUUAAAGACACUUAUAUAUCUAUUUGUUUUGUCCUGUCUUUAAAGAAGCAUCGAAUUAACAACCAUUAUACUUUACUGAACAUUCAGUCUUAAAGCAAGGGACGAAGUGCAGUUGUAGAAAAGUAGGCUUCAUGAUCAAGUAAGAAAAAGUGAGCCUUAAAACGAACGUAGGUAUUUUUAGUGCUCUUUGUUAAUCUCCAGUGUAUUACAAUUUUUCCUUAAAACUGCUGUAUGUUGUAAAGUUAACCAUUUUAGUGAUUAUUAUUAUUAUUACUAUUAAUUUUAUUAUUGUUGUUGUUGUUGUUACCCCCCCCACACACACACACACACACACACACUCACACACACACACACACACACACACACACACACACACACACACACACACACACACACACACAAACACACAAAAUACCACAAGAAAAAAUCCAAACAGAAAACCUGCCAAACUGAGGAUAUACGUUUGCUCAUUUGUCCAUGAUUUGAUGAAGCAAGUGAAGUGAACUGCAAGUCAAUCACAGUGCAGUAAAAUAAACCGAAACUGACUGUCUGGGUAAAGGUACAAUUCUGAACAUCCCUCUGAGCAGUGCAAUGCUGUGCUACCAUCUCAGCCUCAGCUAUUCUGUCCUGCAGGUGCACCAAUGAAUGACCUACCCUGUCAUGUUUAAGCCACUAUAAUUCUACCUUUGCUUCACUGUCAGCACUAGAUUAUCCCUUUUCUGAACAAUACCAUACCUUUUACAAUUCUUAGGUGACAAAUUGUGUCUGCAUGGAGCCAAUACAUGCUGCUUGAUCUCUGAACUUCAAACUACAGUUUUUAGACUUUAUCUCUGCAAAUGUAGGCAAUGAGAAGACCGCGCACCAGAGGAAAGAGAAUAUAGUGUUGCUGUGGUAAACAGUCUUGGUAGAGACAACCGCUGGCUACACACUUUCUGCAUUAUUGGCUUAGAUAUGUUUGAUACAGCUCUGUAGCAGUAUCCUAGUGAUAGAUGUACCACUGGGUACACCCGUUUUUUAACAGGUAAACGAAAACAUGAUCACAUGAUCACAUCACCCCAACUCUGGCAUCCAUUCAUUUUAGAAUUCAUGUAAAAAUGUUACUGUUUGUGUUUAAAUCUUUAUACAGAUCAGCACCACAGUACAUCUCUGACCUCUUAAAUGUCUUUUAUGCUUCUGUGUUUUUAUUUCAUUUUUAAAUGUUUUUUUUUUUUAACCUGCUUUUAUUUAAUUACUCGUGAUGUUUUCUGUAGUGUUUGCUCUUUUACAUUUUAUUGUGCAGCACUUUGGCAAACUUCAAUGUUUUUUAAAAUGUGCUAUAUAAAUAAAACGGAUUGGAUUGGAGAUGUAUUAUAAUGGUUUGAGCUCUGGAAAUUGUUAGAGCAUCAGGUUAUGACAUUUAUACGACACUAUUUGGACCAGGCCAUCCCCAAUUUUGUAAAUAACCUCACAACUGUCCAUAUUUCCAUACUUUUUUAAAAGUGACCAUAUAUGACAUAUUUACAAUAGUUUUUUGAACAUGAGAAAUCAGAUGUUGCAACACCCCAAACAGUGAAUACGAGCAGAGAUGACUGAAUCUAGGGGGUAGGGGAUUAUAUUUCACAGCUUGAGCUCAACAGGCUUACUGAAACAGCGCUAUCUUGCCAUAAUGUUGAGAAUGUGAUCUGUGUUUUAGUAAAUGUGAUCAGUAUUUUAUGACAGGUGAGUCUGUUUAUGCAUAAAAUGUAGGUGUAUCUAAAGUCAAUGCAGACGUUUCAGAUGCCACUCAAAACACUUGUAAUUGACCUGUACAACAAACAUCUGUAUGUAUGCGGCUGUGGAGAACUGAGAUUCUUAGUGGGUUUAUGUCAUAGUUAUAACAGUGGGGUGCAGGAGUCUCGAGAGGAAACGCCCCUAUUAGGUGCAACCAAUUCACGUGUUCAAGGGUUAAGAAAAUUCCUGGUUCCUCUCUGUGACAGUCUCUUAAGUGGAAAAGUGAAAAAUGCUCCAUGGGGCGUUCACGUCCACAGUCUGUAGACUCAGUGAGUCGUGUCCUGGGUUGACCCGACAGACAGACAGGAAACGCUGUAACACAUCUGCUGUUCGGGGUCCUCUCUGUACCGGAGCAUCCCUCUCCGGACUCCUUCCUUCGCGGACAGUGAGAGCAGUUCGGGGACAACACUUUGCUAAAUAUACACGCGUGUCUCAGACCUGUGGUGUCCUGUCAUGCCUGCUGUGAUCUCGGUGCCCAGCGCCUGCGCUAGUCCACUGCAGCUGACGUCACACCCAGCAUGGCGGUCAAGGUGACUCCGUCAAUAUUUCUUAGCAGAUAUUAAUUUUUAAAGGCAGCAAAGCGGUCCCGAGUUUACCGCUGCCGGACUCGGAGGACAGCAUGUCUGUGCGGACGCGUGGGUUUAAAGCUCUUGUCUUAAACGCAGCGCAGGGACCCCCUCUCGUUUAUUUCUGCAUCUGUUCUUAGGCGCAUCUCUGCCGGCCUCACAGAGACAACUGUAAUUUCUUUCCUCUGUUGCAUGUGUCAUUUAAGGGACAUUUGGCUUGAAGUCGCUUAUAUUUGAUAGAAAGUGCGGUUAUUUUCCUAUGCAUGGUGCCUUUUACUGUCUGAGAGUGAUCUGAGUCCGUGUAAAUCAAAGCUAAACAGAGACUGACAACUUCAGGCUUAGUGAUUCACUGCCUUAAAAAGUCUGUUUUUUUCAUUGUUGGCACCUUCAUGAUAAAUAGACUGAACUUUUUUUUCUUUUUCUUUUUUCUUUUUUUUUUUGCAAACUGCAAAUUGUGUGUUUUAGGUGCAAGCAACGAGGAGAGCGGACCCCCAUGACUUGAAGGCAAUUUUUCUGAAGGUAAGACUGUCACCCACAAACAUUUGGAGUCAACACACAGUUUGAUUCAGAAAAUGAAGAGCAACAAGUGUAUUAGCAUGCUGCAGUUUGGAGGAAGUGUCUGUGUGGUUUACUUUAAGAUGCAUAGUUGAAUAAAGGUCACAGAAAUGCUUUGACUAAUUUUGGAUCUGCUUCCUUCGCUAUGUCUCAAAAUGUAUUGCAUGGGUUUUCGCUCUUUAACAUGACAUUGAAAAUGAUCAUUAGCUUUGCCCGCUGUACCCUUCAACCUGAGAAACUCCUGCCGCCAGUGUGCAGGUUUAUUUACCACCACAAUACUUGUUUGGAGUGUAAACUUGUUUCCCAAAAGAAGUCUGUUGAGUUUCAACUCGCCUUAUAGUCCCUCCACCGCUCUUGACUCUUGCCAUAAGAGGGCUGAGUAAUUUGUAAUGCAUACUCAGGUGGAAGAGUUAAUUACUGGAAGCUCAUUCUGACUGCCUGUAUAAUUUGAUUAAGAACUACUUGAUGCCUACUGUGAGCGUGAAUGGAUACACAAUCACAUGCUGGAGUAAUGUGGCAAUAAAUUGCUUGGAAUUAAUAUUUUCCCUUAAAACAUUAAUUCAGCAGAGUGCGGUGAAUUGUAGCCCUGAAAACAUUCGGCGUGAAAGUCUCCUCCCACACUCAUGCUCUGUUUAUCUCAUGCCUGCUGUACCCCAGCUUGGCUCAGAGCCAUGAGUGUGGCCUUUCUGUUACCAGUUCAUGCAGUGCUUGUGUUUCCUGAGCUAUCUCUGUUCCAACUGGAAACCCAAUCCUGCCUCUAAAAAUGACCUUACAUCUUAAAACCAGACAGGGGUCUCAGGUUUAGCAGAGGGCUGCUUUAGAGAUGCAUAUUUUGCUUCAGUUAUGUCACACACGGUCUCAACGUAACACUUACAAGUAUGAUAGUUAUUGAUUAAGUCAGUGGUUCCCGCCAGAGUACAUUUUUCCAUGGAGUUGAUAAGAUGUCACUUUAAAUAGUUAUUGUACAAAACUGUGCCUGAAAUGUCUAACUGAAGGAAGCGCCCUUCUUCACAGUCCCAAACCCAAAAAUGGUCCAGUCUAACAACUCAAUGGCCAGCAGACUGUAAUGGGCAGCUUCAAGGUUAUGAAUGUGUGUUAUUGUGUGACUGUGAACACCGUGUACCUGAACCCAAGAGCUUGGCUUUGAAAACUACUUCCCAAAAUAAAUAAAUAAAUACUCUAACACUGUUCCUCUGUCAACAGCACUAACUAAGACACUAGACAGGAAUCACGGACAAAGUUACUAUAAGAAGGACUUGUUCCUUUAAAAGCUGUAAAUGUCAUUAUGUCUGAUGUUUUCUUUUUGAAGUUCAGUCAUGUAUUUAGUUGCAUUUUAUAAAGUCAAAAGGAGAACAGUAUGCAAAGCCACUGCAGCUUUUUGAUAUAUGUAGUCAUGCAAAGUUCAUGCAAAGCAUUGUAUGCACUGUGUUGUAAAUUGAAAGCAGUAUGUGUAAGUAUAGAAACCUGCGCAUUAUCACCUACAGUCACAAAGAAAAGAGAUGCAGAUUGACUGAGAAAAAAAACAUUCUUGAUUCACCACCUACUGGUUGUUUUUUCCCCUCAUUGCAUUCAGUCACUCUUUACUGACAAUAGAAACUCGAUCCUGUCCUAAUCUGAAUCUGCACAUGUUGAGCUGUACAAUAGUGAAUGUUCAUACUGGUCACAGCUCUGCCUGUGUGUCCUCUGUAGUAUGCCAGCGUGGUGGAGGAUGGGGAGCAUUACAUGACCCCCCGGGACUUUGUCCAGAGUUACCUGGGUCUGCAUACACAACCGCAGCAUAAUCCUAAAACAGUGGAGCUGAUAGCUGGGGUGGCUGAUACCACUAAAGAUGGGUGAGUAACUACAAUACAUGAUGCAAGGUUACUGAUAGGUUUUCCUAUUUAUGUCUUUAUAUCCUUAACAGUUUUUGUUUGUUCUGGUGGUCAUCAUUGUUUAACAGAGACUUUAAAGCUCCUGUGAGGAACAUUGAGUGUGGGUCAAUUUUGCCUCCCAUGUUUUCAAAUCUUGUCUUUCCAAAUAUAAGUACAAUAUCUAUUACAAAAAAGCCUCAUCUUGCUGUCUUUAAUCAGUUAAGAAUACCACUCAGUGUAAAUCUUUGCUCUGUGUGUAUAAAAAAGGCUGUUUUUGCAAGGUAUCUGACACCUACUACACAGCAGUGUUCAAAGACACUAAAAUAACUAUAAAGACAUAAUCAAUCUCCUUGAUGAUGUUUUUUUUACCUUUAAGGGCUAUAAAGAAGUAUCAGUUUUAAAUUUCAGCCUGUUUUUUAAUUCAAUAAUAAAUUCUCACAAUGGCUUUAAAAUCCAGUUUUAUGAUUUCUCUUUCCAGUUCUUGUUACCUGUUAUACUCAGUAGUUUGCACUGCUUCACUGAAUAUGGAGCAGAGCAAACUCGAGCAGAUGCCAAAUAGACCAUUAAUGAUUAAUCUCAGUGGUGUUUGCAGAGUGUCAUUAUAAGUCAAUUUUACACUCUCAGCGGAUCAAUUUAAGUCCACUGAUAAGAUAAGCUGAAUAAUCACCGAACUACCUGGUUGUGGUUGCGGUAAAAAGAGUGCACAGCAGAAAGAGGCCCACUAUGUCUCAUUGACGGCUAAAAUAGAGCUCAAAAAUCCUUUCAAAGCCACAUGAGGUGCUUCUUCUCUAGCUGGCCUGAAUAGAUAUUCCUUGUAUCGAUUCUAAUCUCUUAUUACUAAUGAUAGCAGAUGGUAGUUAUGUAUUACUUAGUGCAAUAAUAAACUGUUGAGCUCAGCUUUAUGACAUCAAGGCCAAGAUGUUUUUAAUAAGUCAGGAAAAAUGAAAAUUUCUGCGACAAAUCAGUGCUAAUGGAGAUCAUGUUGUAAAACUAGAAACUCCAAAACAGCCACUAAAUAGACCUUGUUGGCAAAAAUAUGUCUGAAUUCUAGUUCCAAGGCCACAAUUUAACAUCAAAACCUUUUCUAAAAAUAGGUUUAGUUCUAUAUCACUGCAUGAACUUGCUGUCUAACAGGCAUGAGUUUUGUCAAAGAUACUGAUACAUAUAUGUUUUUUUUUGUAAGCAGCACUCUCUUUUUCUUGUCCAAACAGACUGAUCUCUUACCAAGAGUUUCUGGCCUUCGAGUCGGUUCUGUGUGCCCCUGACGCUCUGUUCAUAGUGGCCUUUCAGUUGUUUGACAAGACUGGCACAGGAAACAUCUCAUUUGGUAUGUACACGGGGCAAACUGACAUCAUACUUAAGUGAGCGGAUCUUAUAUUUACUGCAGGUAACAAUCCAUAAAACAAUGUACCUACAGUAGUUUAAACAUGGUAUUAACUAAACGUUUAUUUAAUUCAUGAAAAUAGUUGAAGGUAUUCAGGGAGCGUUAUUCUUGUAGUUGUAAUGUUGUAGUAAAUAGGGAUAGUGGUAGCAAUAAUAGUGAUAGCAGUCGUAGUAGAAGUUAAUUUGGGUCAGCAUUAGCAGUAUCUUCCUGCUAGAAAACAUAUGUUUAAACAAUACAAACUGUUGAUGAUGGAGAGAUUAGGGGGUUGAAGGUGCAUAUAGCUGUACAAUUGAUGAGCCGUCUUACCAAAAAAUUAGCACUCAAUUAAUGCAGAGGUUUCCUUUCACAUUUUUAUGUAUUUAAUAUGUUAGCAGGUCCUCUCUCAAGUCUCAUCUUAGGACAGGAAGUGAGCUUUCUGAAACAUCACAUUAUAACCAAGAGAUGCAGAGUCUUACAAAGAAUCUACUUCUUUGCUGUCUGUGCAAUGGGCCUCCAUAAAGGGGACUAAAAUUGAGAGCGGUGCUUAUACAGAGUAUUUCCUGACAGACUCAAACCCUCAAAAUGUGAGAGAGCAAGACUGUCAGACAGCCUAUUCAGCUCCCACAUCCAAAUGGACUCCUUCCCCUACUUUAACAAGUUUCUCUACAAGUAGAGUGAGGAUGUGAGAUGAACAUUUCAUGUUUUUUUUGGUGGUUUCUCUUUUUAUUGCUCACUCGUGCCUCACUCUUCCAGAGAAUGUGCGUGACAUCUUCAGCCAGACCACAGUUCAUCAUCACAUUCCCUUCAACUGGGACUGUGAGUUCAUCAGGCUACACUUCGGCCAUGAAAGAAACAAGAACCUCAGCUACACAGAGUUCACCCAGUUCUUGCAGGUAUACAUUUAUGUAAAUACAGACUGUAAACAAGGGGAACAGUUUGUUUCAAUCUGUCAAAGGUAAAAGAAAAAAAUCUACUGAGCAGCACCUUUAAAGUCACCAGCUAACUUUUUACUUAAUUAUUAAGUUGAUAAGUCAUUUGUAGUUUAAUAAAAUGUAGCUUUUGCAAAACAUUUACUGUUGUAAAUUGAACAUUUGCUGUGGUGUGAAGUGCCAUGUAAUUGAUGACCCUGCCUAAGGUUUGUGGGUUAAAGGGAAAACAUCUCAAAAUUGUUUUAGGUAGAGAAAAAUAAUAAUUUACAGAAAUCAAUCUGCAUAUUUCUUACUCGAAAAGUUGUAUAUUGCAACACCAGCUUUAUCUGAUUUGUUGAAAACGUAUAUAAAACAAGUAAAAAAUCUGCAGUAUUUGUCAUUUUUAGGUCCUCAAAAUCCUCCUGUGAAUACUUUUAUAUGCUCUGUUAGCUAAAUUGCUUCUGCCUCUAGCUUUACAUUAAUUUCUAUACCCAGAUAUUCAUUAGUUAGAAGAGUAGCAACAAGAGUCAUGUUUAGUGUAUGUAAAAGUGCUGGACUUAUGCUUUAAUGCAGUGUCUCUUUAAAACAGAAUAUAACGACCUAAUAUGCUGCAGCACUUCACCUGACAUAGUGGCUGAAUCACAACAGCUGUCCUUAACCUUCAAAAGCUUGUGUUUCACAUUUAGCAUUGUGACGCUACAGCUGUAUGCUUUUUUAAUGCCUUUUAUAGUGGGUCCUCUCCUUCAAAUCCUACUGUCUAUGCACACUUUUACAUUUCUUGGUGACAUAUAUGUGAUCCCCGUUUAGGACUGACUUUAUCUGAGACUAAGGGAGUCAAAGCAGACAAUGGUGACUUAACAAAUCUUAGUAUGGGUGCCUUUUUUCAUUGUCUGGAAAUCUGUGCUAUUUUUGUUUUUUGAUUGUUUUUUUUUAGCUUGUGCCAUCAGUGACAGGGCAGCAUUAGAGAAGCAGGAAAUGUGGGGAGAGAGAGAGAGGGGGAAUGGCAUGUACCACACCAGGGGAAUGGAAAUCUACCCAGCGAUCGGCGUGACAAGGACUGUAGCCUCCACACAGCAAGCGCAGGCUUUAACCUCUUGGCCAGUGUUGCCCUGGACUUUGCUAAAUCUGACUUCAAAAGCUGCAUGGCCUUCUUUUGAAAUGUCUCUGGAUGAUAGGAUACAGUGUAAAUAUAUUGCUCAGUCACUCUAAAGAAAAAAGAGAUUAACAUUUCUUAGUGCAAAUGCAGCAGGACAAACAUGAAUACAUACAGACAUACGUACAUACAUACAUACAGUAAAUACAGUACAUACAUACAGACAGACAGACAGACUCCUGCAUGCUUUUUGAAAAAUUCUUAAUGAUCACCUUCCUCCUGCAGUGAAGCCUUUUUCUCCCACGACUGGAAAUGAUGUGAGGUGAACAACAUGCCUAUAUAAUCUCUUAAGAUAAUGGAGCUGUGGUGAGGAGUUGCAUCUUUAGUGUUUAUGUCAUGUGGUUUGCGUGGUAGCCCAGAGUGCCAUUAAGUCACUUAGAGUUGUUGUUGUGCUUUACUGCUGCUUGCAUGAAUCGCACUUAGACCUCUGUGCUGUUUAUUGAGCAGCAGCAGCAGCAGUUCGGUCAGGGUGGAACCUGGUUUGGAGUUGGGGGCUGAGGUCUGGGGCAGAAGCUGGGUGGUCUGAGGAUCAGACAAGCUGUGCUGUGGUGUGGGAUCCUUCAGAGCAGUCUGUGGUUUAUCAUACUAGACUGGGGCUUCACCGAGGCCUCGUGUGAGCAGGAUUUUAUUUCAUCUAUCAUUAUUUUUGUGUUUUUUUUUCCUGUCAUGUCCAAGCAUAUCUUAGCUCUUUCAAACGAGUUUUACUCAAAAUACACACAAAUGCAGAUCUGUGUGGAGUUUGUUUUGGCUUUGCCACCUUGUGGUUUGUGCAGUUUUUGAUUUGAACCUUAAGUGAGUACAGACAAGGUAGAGCAUUUGUAGCAGGCUUUGAAAGUUUAAUGUUUGUGGGACAUCAACACACCACCUCAGGUUUUUAACUGCAAAUAUAGAGAGAAUUAAUCCACAGAAAGAGUUGACUGAUUAGGUUAUCAAGGGGAAAAGUGUAAAGAUAAAGAAGCAGCUGGAUAUUGUGGUGAAGUCUCUCUGUGAUCUUCUGGUUCUAUGCGAUGAGCCUUGACAGCAGACGUUGACCCCAGGUCAGCUUCCCCCUGCAUCCACAUCUGAUUGCAUGGUUGUCAUAUUGAAUCAUCUUCCUGCAGACACACCUGCUGGUCCUUCUACCAACCACCCAGCUCUACUCCGAGAUCAGACUUCAUCCAGACAUGGUUUUCAUUAGUCUCUGGAGGAACAGUGGUGAUUACAAAAGCCGGUGUCUGACACUGUCACAUCCGAUGACUUUCACAUCUGUACAACGCUGAUAUUAUUAUACUUUUACCCUCCAAAGGUUCCCUGUAAUGUGAUGCUCCUCAUCACAGGAACACAUUCUUUGUUUUUUUGUCAGCCAACAGUUUGACCUCCUGUCUGUGUGUGUGUGUGUGUGUGUGUGUGUGUGUGUGUGUGUGUGUGUGUGUGUGUGUGUGUGUGUGUGUGUGUGUGUGUUGGUGCAGGAGCUGCAGUUGGAGCAUGCCCGCCAGGCGUUUGCACAGAAUGACAAGAAAAAAACUGGAUCCAUCACUGCCUUGGACUUCAGUGACAUCAUGGCCACCAUCAGACACCACAUGCUGACUCCGUUUGUAGAGGAGAACCUGGUUUCAGUAAGUUCAGAAUCGUUUUAAAGCACCCUUAACUAUUUUAAGUGGCUGAUAUCAAUAUUUAUAUGCCUUUAAAUUGAUUUACAACACAUGGCUCUUACUUCUUUAGCAAGUAUCAGGUCAUAUUCUAAAUUUACAAGUUAGAAGGUCUUGCUAACAUUUACACAGAUUUUAUUCCUCUUAAACUUAGUUUGCAGUUUGUAACAGAGUGCAGUAGUUGGGGAAAAAUGGCAGCGAGUCAUGUUGGAGUAGACAGGGUGAAACAGUACUUUGUGUGUGGAUGUGAAGCGUCUGCUGUUUGUUUAUAUGUAGGUCCUCUAAAGCUUCCACAAUGCACUAACACAGUGUGAAAUCAAACACUGGGGCUCCAGUGUUAGGUUUAGGUUUGUGUACUUUUCAAAUUUAUGAGGAAAAUUAAAACAUAAAAAUGUUGUUCUAUUUUCUUAAUUAAAAAAAAGCCAAAUAUUUCUUAUGUGAGUCAGUUGUGACCAAAAUCAGAGCAAAGAGAGGGAAUAUUUGACUUAAAAUUAAUGCUAAUGUUGCUCUGAUGCCUUUUAGUGGCCCAAGAGGAAUUUUCUUAAGUUAACAAGUGAAGGGUUAGGAUCCUGCAAACAAUUACUUCUAAUGAAACCCAAAGGAUACAGGAGAAAACAGCAAGAUUGAGACAAAAGUUUCCCUUCACAAGAGAAAUGACAAACUUCAUCUUUCUGCAGGCUGCAGGAGGCAGCACCUCCCACAUGGUGAGCUUCUCCUACUUCAACGCCUUCAACGCCCUCCUCAACAACAUGGAGCUGGUCCGCAAGGUUUACAGCACCCUUGCGGGCACUUACAGGGACACACUUGUUACUAAAGGUACACCUCAGAUCCUCACAAUGACAUCACUGAAAUUAAUCACGUGUGCAUUAUGUGCUUUGAGAUGAUGCUUUAUGUUUUGACAGAGUAAACUCAUGGAAACAUUUACUGUAGCGCCAGAAUUUUCAGGUAAAUGAAGAUUUUGAACCUGCUCAGCAGAUCCCCUCAUAUACAGUAUGUGGACUUGUGUAGCUGUACCAUCCGUCACUUUUGCCCCUGAAUGUGUUUCAAGGAGAACUAAACUGUACACCAAUCCUCUGCUUUCUCUGUGUGGUCUUCCCUGUAGUAUUUGCAAAUAGUUCUUGUCACAUGUGCAACCAAACAUUAGAUUAGACUGGAUAAAACUUUAUUGAUCCUUUUGGGAAGGCCCCCUUAGGGACAUAAAAAAAUGUUUAUAAUAUAUAUUUAUAUGUUUUAUAAAAUACAAUUUAUAGAUAUUUAAGAAAUAUAGAAUAGAUUUUUGUAAUAGAUAUGACUAUAUAUCAGAUGUUAAAGCAAAAGCAAACACUAACAUGUCAGGUGUCUGUCACAGAAAACUAUAUCAUUGCAGCACUCCAGAUCAGUGAGGCAGGCUUGUGACCGAAGGUUGCAACACUCAGACCUGACAGGAAGGUCUUUGUGGAAGAAGUGAAUAAGGAACUCUUUUCCCCUCUCUUAACAACCACCAUUAGGUUUCCUUUGAGAAAGACCACCUGAUGGUAAUGGAGCUUCUCAGCAGGCAGCGGUAAAGAACUGAAUAUAAAGCACGUAUAAAAGAGUGAUGCUGGCUGCUGCUGGGAGAUUGCAUGCUCAGUUUAGUGCACUCCUGGGUAAGCAGAUAAAGCACAAACAGAACUGAUUUAAGAGUUUUACAUUUUCUUUUUGUGAUCUCAACAAUAAAGGGAACACAAUAACACAAAGGCAAACAAAAAAGAGUAUUUGCAAGUACUGCAGUUGUAAAUACAUGUCGAACCUCUCAGCUUUUUGUCUGAGUUGAGUGCGUUGAGGCCAUCAAAGACUGAAGUUUUGCAUUAUUUGAUCUUUUCUUGUCUCUGUUGUUUUUUAGAGGAGUUUGUCCAUGCUGCGAAUAAGUUUGGUCAGAUCACUCCAAUGGAGAUUGACAUCUUGUACCAGCUUGUUGGUCUCCACACUCACUCUGGGUAAGACUCUAAAAGAAUCUAAAACAGUUUUUUUUUUUCUGUAAAUACACACCGGCCAUUAUCAGUCUACAUCAACAAAACUGUAUUUUUACAUUAGUUAUUAAAUUGUGUAGAAAAAGACAAGAGUUAAAGGACCAUCAAACAUUUAAAUUGAUUUUUCGACACUAUGAUUUUUCGGCUUUUGUAGAGUAACCUGAAAUGUGCAUGAAAACCACUGACAAUAUAAAAAUGGACCUUGUUUUAGUCACGUCACCGACUGUUUUUGGACGUACACUGAAGGCAAAAGACGGCAGCUACCAUUUUGGAAAUGCUAACUCUGACUAAUGUUUUUUAAAUCUAGACACAAAAAGAAAGGUGGAGUUGGGGCAACAACAACCUGUAUGCACCAUCCUGUCAAUCAAACCAGCAGUGCAGCUAUACUUCAAACUCUUAGACUCUGAAAUAAACCGCCCAGUGCAGUUGUAACAAAAAUGCGACUUAUAGAGACAGAAACUAAAAAUCAUUUCACGAUCAUUUUCUUUCGAGUCUGUUCAUAACCAGGCAAAAACUCCUCCCAACAGCUGUAAAUUUUUGAGACAGCCUUUAGUGGACACUGAAGGAACUGCAGUUUAUGGCUUCAUUUGACCACCAGAAUUUGCAGCUCGUUAGAACCACAUUACAAAGGGAUUAUCUCGCUUAACAUAACACAGCUAACAAAAUAAAUAGUUUCUUAUCUUGUAAAGUUGUAGCAACUGAAGAAAAGGCAGAUAUUUCCUUUGGAGAUGGUUGAGACCAGAAUGGAGCUAAAAGUUUGACAGUAGAUGAAGGAUGCUGCUGCACUGCUGCCCCCUAGUGGCCCUAAAAAAUUAUCAUACUUGUUAAAAUCAAGGAAAUAAAAGAUUAUCCAGUGAGGAUAAAAUUAUCUUAUACCCCCAUGUUAGCCGGAUGGUGUUUUAUCAUGUAAACUGACUUAAUUAUGGUUUCAUUGUUUGAAUUUAUAAGUGAUAUUUGACAGUAAAUAGUAAAACUGUGUUCCUCACCACAUAGAAAUGCAUCACAAUAAUAUUUUGAACAGAUAUGAUUUAAUUUGAGUUCCUUUCAAAUGCAUUUUGUUCUCUUUGUAUAUUUUAGUGUAUGAAAAGUCAGAUACAUGGUGUAGCUUCUGAAAAAGAGGAAACAAUGAUGUAUGAUAUAAGAGGGUAGAUGUAAAGCUGUUAGAUUAAAAGAAAAAAAAAAGAGUAAAAAAUUAAUAAAGUGAAAUUAGCCCUCCUCAUUGGGAAUGAAGCGUUAGCUUGGCUCUGCACUUUGCUGUAUGCACAAACCAUGUAAGUGUUUGCUCGAAUCCACUUCAGUGCAUUCAUAGCCUCCACAUAAAGCUGUGUGAUUUUCUAUUCCAUCCUGAAUGGAAUAAAAAUGUUACUGGUUUGUUUACUGCCUGUAAAGUUAAAGUUACUGCUCAUUAAGUUCAACAACAGUGGCUCCACUGGCCGAUUUACAAGACAAACAUAAAACAUGGAAACAGACUUUAUGAUCCGUCAGGCCAGCAGUGGGGAAUUUUUGUGUCUCAGAAAUGAAGAAACAAAACACUUUCAUUGAGUUUUUGGGCCACGGGGCUCUCAUCCAGCUUUGUUUGUCUGUUGUUUAUAUAAGCUUAAAUGAAACUUACAGUAACUUAGAGUUAUAUGCCCGUAAAAAAGUUCAGUGGAAAAACUUACAUCACUGAAUGUUGCUCGCAGUAGAUGCUGGGCGCUUUGCUUUUUCCUGGCCUAAAUCCCUCCCUCCCCUGCUGUUGUGCAUUAAGGCGGCUGAACCACGCAGACAUUGAGAGGAUAGCCCCGCUGGAGGAAGGAGCCAUGCCAUACCACCUAGCAGAGGCCCAGAGACAGGUAUCCUGAUGACUCCUCUAAUACACCCCACAUCCUCAUGCCUUUUAUCAAAGCCUUCUUCUCUUCUACCUCCGCUUCCUCCUCAGACAGGAGCCAAAAAGGCAGAAUGCUCAGCGGCUGAAUUAGCCGAGUGCCCAUGUUUUUCUUCCCUUGUGAAGUGCAUUACUUAAACUCCUAGAUAAAAGUACACCAAUUAUAGUUAUAGAGGAGGAAUGGAUUGUUGCGUUGCUCCCCUUUAUGAAAGGCUCUCCCUUAUUUCAUUCAGUAUAGCUGCACAUCACAUACACAUCAGCUGCAAUCACACAUCUGAGAAGCUAAUAAGAGGCUUUUAUCAGUGUGGGGCUCCGGGAGUUUCAGGAGCCUUUAGCAAAGUCUGCUAAUGGCAGCAGGGGAGUAGGAGUCAAGGUGGAUGUAGGAGAACAAAAUAGUUCCUGCCUGCCUGCCUCCACCGGAUGACAUAUAUCUGUAUCAGGCUGUGGUCAGAGCUUUCGGGUCACUCAUGCUCCUGGGAUUCAGGCUCAGAGGUCUGGAAUUUGAUUCCUUUCGGGGGAUUCUGCGAUUCUCAAUCCUGCCCUGUAGUGGAAGUGGGCUAAUUGUUUAAACCCUUUGAUCAAGACCUCAAUCUUGUUAGCGCACAAGCCCUCGGUGGAAGCAUCUGGGCGAAGGAAAAGGGUGAUCUGGCCUCCUCAUCUGGUUUGGGAGAAGUUACUCACCCCCUCAGUCCACACACACACAAACACACACACACAUGCUUUCAAAGUCUCACUCGGACUGUGAUAUUCAUGUAGAUACUUAUCUGAACAUGGAAAAGGCUUGUGGGGCUAAUCUGCUGCCCCGCACCGCUGUGAAAACAAAGGGGCUCCACUUUCAACAUCAAACACCAAACUACUGAUCAAGCUGAUAAGUUCAACUUUGUUGUAAAAAUAAAAGAGGACUUUUACUUUGAAGGCUACAUCAAGUACGGCAUGUGUGUAUAAGUCCACACACUCAUAUAUGAGCUCAGUCCGUCUGUCUGUGACAUUUAAUACAGGUUAUGAUGAAUCAGACUCUAUAUGACAUGUCUGCACUCCAUCUCCUUCCUCCGCUGUUGAGUUCUCCAUAACAUAUUCCUGUCCUCAAUAUAUCUGGUUCACUAUAGUUUGAUAUGGAGCCGAGUCAUGCUUAGUGUUCUCAUCCCCCCACGUCUUUCCCCAGAUUCAUUUGACCGCCGGUGUCUUUUUCUCCUCCACAGCACGCUCAGCACGAAAAGUCUCGUCCCAUCUGGCUCCAGGCUGCAGAGUCUGCCUACAGGUUUACUCUGGGCUCAAUCGCAGGAGGUGAGUGACAUGUCUGCGGCAAAACUGAGGGGUAACCUUAGCUGGCCUAACUGGCGCGCCACUGAGGGCCCCGAGGCUGGCCAUUGUGCUGCGGGGGAGAAGGAGGUUGUGAUGUGAGGCCCCGGCAUUGUGCUGCCGUGCCACCAGUGGCUCCAGGCUGUCGUUGCAGUCAGAGCUUUGGAAUGACACAAAUCUUCCGGAACCGCACUCUCUGGAAUCUCCGUCUAAUUACACCCAAAGAAUCGGAUACAAGAAACCUCUGAUAUACUGACCCUAAGAUAGCAGCGCACACUCAUCUCUUCUGUGUGUUAACUCUCCCUAACACGCACACACACUCACACACACGCACACAGACAUUUCAUCGGUGGCCAAUUCACCCAGGGUCAUAAAACCGCAUGUAUAACAUGAGUCUUUUCCUGAAACCGCCAUCUCUCUGAGGCGUUAAUGAGCUGUUUCUCACACGGCCUCAGUGCUGACUGAGCUGUUUGCAUGUUUGACUGAGCCGUAGUCGCUGCAGUCUUUGAUGUUAGCCGAGACAUGUCAGAGUGAAGCUGACAGAAACUUGCUGCUCCACAAACAGUUCCUACAGUUACCACACUUUGUACUUCAUCACAUCUUAAUCACCGUUUUUCUUACGCAAACACAGCCAGGAUUAUUUCAGCAAUCUUUCAACUAAAUCUCCAAACAUUCAUCAUCGAACGAAUGAUUCAUGUAAGACGUCAACAGUUGAACGCAACAAGACGUCAACAAGUCAACAAGUGAAUGACAAACUUGAAUGUUCUCAGCUGACACAACUGGUGAAUUAAAAACUGAGAUUUUUAAAUAUGUGUUUGUCCCCUCAAGUCUAUAUUUACGCAAAAAAACUGAAAUGAUUUUGGGCUCCUAAUCAGCCGAAGUAAGAAAAUCUUCAGCUAUGACCUUAUUAUAGGCCUUCUUUUAUGCACUAUCUUACAUAAAAUCUUUCAUUUAAUUCAAAUUAGUCCAGAAUUGACAAUAAUCGUCUUUGUUACAUAAUCAAAUAUUGAUAUAGUGCUAAAAAAUAAGCAAAUGGUAAUUCUGUAGGUUCAUAGCUGAGGUCCUUAACUGGUUACCACACGUCAGAAAAAGGUACAGAGACGAAGAAGCAGCAGACUGUGUGAACUGACUUGAAGCAGCUCUUCUAAAACCUGAAAUUUCAUGGUUUUUUUUGUAAAUCCAAAAGCUAUAUUGCCUUUUUUGCCUCUUUGAAUUACUGGUUAAUUGAAUAUAUAGACUUUCUUACUGUUUCUGUUCGGUUUUGUAUCUUAUGAUUGACUGGAACUAGCUUAUACUUGUAAAUGUAGGAAAAAAAAACAAAGUAGGAGCAUGCCAAAAAUUUUUAUGUAUUCUUAAAAAAGGUGGAAUGAACCUUUUUGUUACCUUUGCCUAUUUUUACUCACUGUGCUGUUUCGAAUUUCAAAUUUUUUAAGAAUAGCACAUAUAUCAUUGUCAUCAUGUUAAUAUUGUAAGGACACCAUAACCCUGAGGUGAAAAUCUGAUAUUAUGACAGCUCUAAUCCAAAUCCUCAUGUGUUCAACCACCAGAACAAAUACAUCUAUGACCUGAUGUGUGGGUGUAAUACAAGGUUGGGAAACACUGCGAAUAGAUGAAACAAAGCAAAGGUUUCAGCUAGUGACAAAUCUGUGUUUUUUCAGCCACUGGUGCCACAGCCGUGUACCCCAUCGACCUGGUGAAGACGCGUAUGCAGAACCAGCGCUCCACAGGCUCCUUUGUAGGAGAGCUGAUGUACAAGAACAGCUUCGACUGUGCGAAGAAAGUGUUGCGUUACGAGGGCUUCUUCGGCUUCUACAGAGGUAAUCCUUCUGUGCAUUUCACAGCACACUGAAAGACUCUCAAACCUGCGUGCGGGAAAGCAUGCGGGUGUCGUGCAAAACAAACCAUCUGAUGGGAAAGCAUUAGGAUUUGUCAGCGUGCUAAUAUCAGCAGCAUGGCUUGCUAAUUGAUACCAGAAACCUUUGCCCUCCCUGUUCAGCGGUGAAUAAAACAGCACCCAGGGGUCGAGUUUUCAUUAUCUGGACUCCUGGGAGAGCUCUAUGAGGAAAAUGACCAGCAGAGUCAUGUAGUGGCAGCGGUGUCUGAUCUGGCUCUGUACUCAGAGUGAUAAUGGUGCUGAAGGCUUGUGAUAUACAACACUUCUCCCCUGAGGCUGCUCAUAUGAACGAAGUCAAGACUGCCAUCUACUGCUGCCUCCACCACUGCAGCUCGGAUCGGCCUCCUUUCCUCCUCUUUUGCACAUGAUAAGAGGGUGAUUGACUCUGAGACAGACACGCUCGGCUGUUUUUCUGGCCACAUACCAGCAGCAGUCACUCAGCAGCUCCUUCAGAAGUUUAUCUGGCUUGAUGAAGGACAAGCGGUGAAACAGUAUGGUGGUUAUCGCCACCAUAGCACCCACCCCCGCCUGUUCCCUGAUCUUGUCCGUGACCACACAGCUCUCUCUGUUCCCUACCAACAGUAGAUCAGGGUCUUGACAAUGCUGAUCCCAUAAGCACCAGCAGUGUCAUAUUUUUGCCUUUUUUUCUUCAAUUUCAAUGGGACCUUUGUGUUUUUGGUGCAUCAGAUGUAUCAGGCACAUCUGUAAAUAUUUAUGGGUUUGUUUUACGCUCACAAGAACCCUGUGGCUUACAUUAUCCUGGCUGUCAGUGCAUGUAUUCAUUCCACAGAGAUAAAAAAUGUGCAUUCAUUUCGAGCCAGACUUUGUCUCUCUCUCUGUCAGGUAUUCUAAUGGUAUCUAUGAAUAAUAUUUUGCAGGUCUCCUCCCGCAGCUCAUCGGCGUUGCCCCGGAGAAAGCUAUCAAACUCACGGCAAGUCAUUCCACUGUGGAGCUAAGAGUGCUCAAAAAGUUGCUCUGGCUGAUUCACUGUGAAUGAAAAACAUGCACAGAAUGUAGGAGAAAUGCACUCUUCGCAAUCAAGUUGCAACAGCAACCACAAGUUAACAUUAAUGCCCUGCUAUCAGGAUCAGGAUUGUGUCUCAUCUGCCUUUUUUCCUUCAUUUCUCACUCUCUUUCUUUCUUUCUUUCUGUCUUUCUUUUUUUUCAGAUGAAUGAUUUUGUCAGAGACAAGUUCACCACAGAAGAUGAUACCAUCCCUCUGGCUGCAGAGAUUCUCGCUGGUGGAUGUGUAAGCAUCACUUCAGAGAUACUUUAAAAUUCGAGCUGCAGAUGAACCCAAAACUUAGUAAAGGGCCACCUUAGAGACAGAAAAAUGUGGGACAUAAAUACACAAGAAGUCAUUCAAAAGGUUAAAUACUGGACACUGUCGUCUUUCGUUAAGUGGACCCAGGUUGGUACUGCGUGAGUCUCUUUUAUGCAGAUUUUAAGGAGGGAAAAGUAUUAAUUCAUCAGUAAAUACAACAGAAGUGAAAAUAUUAAGAAUUUUUGUCGAUACAAAGCAAACUUUAGUACCUGAAGGUCUAGACAGCUGUCUCCUCACAGGAAAAGAUAUCAAAUGACUGUAGAUGAGGGUUGACCAAGUAUUCCAAUCCUAUAUUUGAGUAUGAGUAAUUAAAUUUUAGUCAAUUUAAACAACAAAAAUGUACUCACAGAACCAGGUUCUAUAGAACUCUUAAUACUCUGAUUUCAUACUGGAUCUCUAGUUGAUCUAAAUCUAAGUAGAUUGAACUUUUAUGAUCUCUGUCUUUAUGUGGAAGUGAAAUUGUAUCUGGAACAAUCAGAACAGUGCAGUAGACUAAAAAAUACAAAUUUGGCUUAAUUACUGAAGUGGAGUAGAAUCAUAAUGUAGUAUUAAUUUGAGGCAAUUGAAUUCACGUAAUUUUUAUUUAGCUACAACUCAGGUGGCAUGGUCUUCUAAAAGCACAUUUUCAGUCCUGCCUUGUUCAGUGCAAAAGUUUGAUCAGUGGCCCAGCUCCAACUUAUGACAGUCUAGACACCACCUGUGCGUCAGUUCUGAGCCUGUAAGUAUUGUUAGUAGAGUUUGCUACAAUAAUUCGACAACAUUCAGUUCCACUUUUUUCUGUUUGGACCUAAAUUUGGAUUUGAAAACAUCUUUUCAGUGACGAGAAUAUGUAUGAAUGUGAUUUCUUCACUCUGCCUUUCUGCUGCCUGUGCUGAAAUGUAACAGCAGGCCUCGUAGCGGAGCCAGCAGGUUGCUCACAGAGGACCAGGGUCUGCGGGGUCAUGCCCCCCUGUCAGGGAGUAAUUGUAGGAAGAGGCCCUGGAGGGUCCUGGAUGAAGCUGGGUCUAGCUCAGGGUGAUUGAGUUUGACAGUGUGGUACACACCCGAGGCACAGUUGCAAUGCAGGUCUGCACACAGGACAUUGGUCGGAUGGGUUUGACACCUGAGAAAAAACUCCAUGUUUGACCUGUUUGUAAGGACUCAAAUGUUAAUAUGAUUGUAUAAGAUGCUCUAAGUCUGAUAAAGUGACAGUUUGUUAAAUGGUGGCAUCCAUCAUAGAGGAGAACUGAGGAAGAUAAAAGAGAGGGAGUGCAUCCGUCUUCAGAGCAGCGGAUAUUCCCCCUCCACUUUGAAAAUGACUAAAUGUGCCAGAGCUUUUUUUAGCCCUUUGCUCGGAUGUUUACAGAUAAGACCCCUGCCCUGAAUGUCACAAGCAGCCAUCCUGGGGCCUGAUUUGAUUUGGGGCGGGUGAUAAAUGUGCCUGAGUCAGAGGGUGCUGAGCCUUCAGGGCAUUGCCUGUCCGUACCCCAAGCCGCCCGGGUGAUUCAGUGCUCUCCCCUGGGAAUAGGGGGUGAAUCUGGGAAGUGUGCGGGGAGAGGCCAGGCUGGGCCGCUCACCCUGCCACAGGGGGUGCCUCGGGGGGAGACGAGGGGGCAGAGGGCCGCUACUAGGGUCAGAGAUUCCCGACCAUGAGCCGGGGCUUCUACUCACCCGACGCCAGCUCUGCUCUGACCCUCAUGGUUCUCCUAUCAAUGCCUCCUCUAUCAGGGCCGUGCUUUUACUAGACAGAGUCAGAUCAGCAGGAAAAAAGUGUCUUUGUGCAGAAGUUUACUGAGGUGAUUUAAAAGUUCCUACUUAUGAGCAAUGCUUACACACCAUUACAAAAAGCUCAGCCUUCAUUCGGCUCUGAACAAAAACACAUUUGUGCUUUUGAAACCUCUCUUCAACAGUUUUCUUUCUCCUGUUUCUCCUCCUCUGCAGGCCGGAGGUUCCCAGGUGAUUUUCACCAACCCUCUGGAGAUUGUUAAGAUCCGUCUGCAGGUGGCUGGAGAGAUCACCACAGGCCCCCGGGUCAGUGCCCUGACUGUUGUGAGAGACCUGGGCUUCUUUGGCCUCUACAAGGUAGGUCAGCACCUCUGCAGCUCCAUGACGUCUGCAGCAGCAGCAACCUCUGCUCACAGACACACAAGGACAAUGAAAGUUCUCUUAUGUUCCUCAGAAACAAUACUAAAAACAUACUGUUCACUAGGGUCGGCAUGUACUUUUCUAUAUGUCUCGCAUUUCUCUCAACUAAAUACAAAGUCUGUAGAAUUGAUCAAACAUGGAUGCCUUUACUCAUGAUUUUAAGUCAAAAGUACUUUCACUUUAAUUUUGAAAAUGACAAACGUUGAUGGAAAAUCUCACGGUCAGGUUUCAAAUAUUAUAUUAGAAACAUUUUUAAAAUUAGUGGUUCAAUAAUUUUAUUUCCAUUGAAGAUCAACUUGACAUGUAUGUAUGUUCUUUUGUAUCAGCGCAAAACACUCUCGAGCAAAAUAACCUCAUACUAGAACUUAAGUGGGAGCUCAUGAAAUGAAGUACCACUCUCCAGGUUUUAUUGUUUGAAUCAUUUUUGUUGUAUUUUUAUUGCAUCAUUGAAAUAAACAGGUUUAAAGCUCCUGUGAGGAGUCAUAACACAGACUCAAAUCAACACUGAUGCCUCUCUAUGACCUCAAAUAGCAUACAAGACCAUCAGCACCAAGACCGACUCUUUGUAAGUUGUAAUUUUCAGUGCCUUUAACAGCUGCAAGGAGGAAGGAGUCAAACCAAGUGAUUGACAGCGCAAAGAGCCUUUUUACAUUUUCAGCAAGUUCACAAUGAGCGAUGCACUUUAACGAUGACAGACGGCGGUUUGACAGUAUUAGUCAGAGAACGCUGCUUGCACAUGAGGACAAACCAGAAAUGAGACAAGUGUUAUAACCUUGUCCACAGGAGGCGCCAAAAUCUGCACAAACAGAAAGUUCCUAACUGGAGCUUUAAUUACUCAUAAACUGAAAGAUUGUACAGACUUAUCAUACAUUUGUUGACAGUAGAAGCACAAACAUAUUAAUAAAAAUAUACGAAAAUAAAGUCAUCAGUGGAAACUUUUUUAUGCUACAGUUAAAGUGAAAACUGUUAAUGUGUAAUGUGUCUUUGGUGCGCUUGAGUUUUGACACCAGUGUUACAUUUUGUUUAAAUAUUGCAUGUUUGUGAGAUGACAGUCCAAAGUUAGAUCGGUGCUUUACUGAACCACACCUCAAACUUUUACCAAGAUCAUUGAAAUCCAGGUCAGAAGUUUUCAGUGAACCUGCUGCCAAACAAACAACUUUUAAAACAGUAUCGCCUCAGCAGUGGAAAUGGUAAAUCCUGUUGUCUGAUUAUCUGUUAAUGAAACACAGAGAACAAAAAUCCCUCUAGACUUGAUAAACAGCAACACUGUCAUAACCCUUGUAGUGUGGUAGUAGUAUGGUAAAUGUUCUGACCUCACUCUCCUGUAUGUAACCAUAUGAUGGGUUUGUUUUGGCCGUAAUGUUGGGCAGAUGAAACACUGCUGUGUUUUUGCACGGACAUAAUGAAGAUCAGGAUCGUGAAUUUAAACAUUAAACACUUCUUUUUCUGAGCGUUUGCCGUUUUUCUCCAACAUUGUUAAACUUGUAAAGGAAGUCACGGUCAACAACUGACAGCAAAUUAGUCAGGCAUUACGCUUGGCUACUGCUGCUUCCAGGUCCUUGUGGCUUUACUUACAGCUCCACGCGUGUGUUCAUACUCCAUAUUUUAAUGAGGAGCAGACAGUGUGUGGCUUGUUAAAGGAGGAAAAACGUUAAACUCUCUUGGCAGAGGAAGCCAACAAACCACCAUCCAUGGCGGCCCUGUGUAUGUGCGUGUGUGUGAUGGAUCUCUUUUUUAAGGGUAGAGCUCUGCCUGGGGCUCCAUGGCUCGAUCGUCAACACUAAACCCCCCAGUAGAUUUGAACAGACAGCUCCCGGGUCAAUUUAUCCUGAGACCGGCCUCUGCUGUUUAUGAUGUAUAUCCUUUAACUGUUCUUUUUUUUGUGUGUGUGUGUGUGUGUAGGGGGCCAAAGCUUGCUUCUUGCGUGACAUCCCCUUCUCUGCCAUCUACUUCCCUGUGUAUGCCCACACCAAGUCCAAACUGGCAGACGAUGACGGCAGACUGGGGGCCCUUCAGCUGCUCACCGCUGGAGCGAUUGCAGGUAUGAAACAUCUUUGAAAAGUUAAACAUCACGUGAUUUAAUUGGCAGAUUUGUCACAUUUUCUGCUUCAAAGAAAAUUAAAAAAAGACACGAGCUGUAAAUGUAUGCAGCACUUUCAUCGACUGCACUUUACAUCUACACCCAUUUUAAAGCCUGCAUGAUGCUGCAGCACAGAUCUGAACACAGUCUGAGCUUCAUUACGUCUGUUGUGAAUUGUCUCCUAAGGUGUACCAGCGGCUUCGCUCGUGACCCCUGCUGAUGUCAUCAAGACCAGGCUCCAGGUGGCGGCCCGAGCAGGCCAGACCACAUACACCGGAGUCAUCGACUGCUUCAGGAAGAUCCUUAAGGAAGAAGGUUUCAGAGCAUUUUGGAAGGGGGCAGGAGGUAAAUGUACAGACUGUCCAUACAUAUGCAACAGUUUUGUAUGUGGUUUGAUGUCUACGGAAAGGAGGCUCUGUGUGUUUGUUACAGCAAAACUAAAUCCCAUAUCGUCAAACUCUUCCCCAUUAGCUCGCGUCUUCAGAUCUUCCCCCCAGUUCGGUGUAACCCUGGUGACCUAUGAGCUGCUGCAGAGAUGGUUCUACGUUGACUUUGGAGGACAGUAAGUACUUCAAACCCCUUUAAAACUCAAAAUACCUUCAGCUGAAGUAAAGCAACACCCCCAACCUCUGAUCGGACUCUCUUUCAUCAGUCGUCCAGCAGGUUCUGAGCCCACUCCCAAACCGACCCUUGAGGACCUUCCCUCUGUGACUGCAGACCACGUAGGCGGCUACCGUCUGGCUGCUGCAACCUUUGCCGGCGUGGAGCGAAAGUUUGGUCUGCAUCUGCCAAAGUUCAAGCCUUCUGGCGAGGCGACAAUCAAACCAGCGGAGGCCAAAAGUGAGCCGCAGCCUUCAUAAAAGCGUCUCGUGGUGCCUGAGAGGGCUGCAUGCUAUCACAGUCAUGUUUCCUCCUAAAGCAUUUAACUCAACCACUUUGCGAUACAACCGUUUUGGGUGAUUGUCUUACUAUGGAUGCUGCAUGAGUUUGGCUUUCCGUUUUUCUUUGCAUAGCUUUCUUUGCACUACUUUAUUGUACACAUUGUACUUCUCCACAGAGGGACAUUAUGGCCUUAUAAAGGAUUGUUACUGCUUUUUCUGGUGUGCGAUCGCUUCGGUGUGCAUGUGUCAAGUUAAAGUUCAAAAGACACGAGGAUGUACAGAUGUUUUCAAAAGUGUUCAUUUUGAAAUCAAAACCAGGGACUCGGGGAAAUAAUUUAAAUGUAUUUAUUGUAUUUUAUUGAAAUAAAUCAUUUAAACUGUU